This is a messenger RNA of Trichobilharzia regenti, 621 nucleotides long. The record is from the annotation of a GenBank genome assembly. Lineage: Eukaryota; Metazoa; Platyhelminthes; Trematoda; Strigeidida; Schistosomatidae.
AUGUCUGGACUUUAUAAAAAAGAGACGAUUACAAAUUCUCAACCUAGCAGACGUAAAACAGUUGAUAUAUGCGAUUUAAUCAUUGACUAUGUGACCCAAUUUCCACUAGCUAAAGAUAUUAAAUCACGAAUUAACUUAGAUGAUAUCCAACUAACUGACAUCGACUUUACACGUUUACAAAUUAUUCAUAAAGAAACGGAAUACUUGACUUCAUCAAAUUUAACAAAUGGAGAUUUAGAACAGAAUUCGACAGUAGCACUAUCACAACCACCGUUGACCACGACAACAACAGUCUUGGCGCCAACUGUAAAAAAGAAUCUCAAAAGUCAUGUCCUCUUUUCAUCUGUAUUUACAAAUAAUACAAGUGAGACACAAACGAAUCACUUGAGAACAGAACGUCGUACAAGUUCAUCUUGUCGGUUAAGUUUACAAAAAGCUGUUGUCAAAGGUGGUAAUAUAAAUCUACAAAUUGGACCACCAAGUAUGUCUGUACAAGCUAAUGGUGGUUUUCGACGUGAAGUCACUAUGUCCAAGGAUAUUGAACAGGUAUUUGAAGAAGAACUUAUCUGGACGUUGGAUACAGAAGUGAGUAACGUGUUGGUGCUUUUGGUCUGUUUUUAG